AUGCGUUCCACGCAGAAACCACCACCACAUCCCCCUCAACUCAGUGGUUUGAGAUUGCGUCACCGCCGUGAUUCGUUAUUCGUCGUAUUUUCCGCCGUCAUUGUUCAAAGUCAAAGUCCAACCAUGGAGGAAGCAAAGGCCAUCAUUGCAACACAGAAUCAGCAUCAUCAUCAUCAUCAGUGCACCUGUGCUAUCCAUGCGCCGAAUCUCUCAUCCAAUCCGGCGUCGCUAUCCGGCUAUGGCGUGUCCCCAGGCGAGCCUGCAAGCGUGAGUGUUGAUUCGUGCAAGUGCCGGGACAUCCCGGCUUGUGUGGUCUGCUCACCAGGAACACGGACUCCAGAAAAGGAAUCUGCAGAGCCUGUCUUUGGAACAGAGUCUUGCUGCGAGGAUGAUGGGUCUAGGCAGUCUGAGGAAUAA
Molecule: messenger RNA, 417 nt
Organism: Closterium sp. NIES-65
Lineage: Eukaryota; Viridiplantae; Streptophyta; Zygnematophyceae; Desmidiales; Closteriaceae
Source: the annotation of a GenBank genome assembly